AUGGCAACAUAUGGUCCUGGAGACACUUGUUACUACCACUACCAGGUUCCUUCUCUGAUGAUGGACAGCCAGUUUUCAGAGUUCACCCCAGAUAUAACUCCCAUCAUGCUUGCUGCUCAUACAAACAACUAUGAGAUUAUCAAGCUGCUUGUCCAGCGGAAGGUCACCAUACCCAGACCACAUCAGAUACGAUGCGACUGUGUUGAGUGUGUAUCCAGCUCAGAGGUCGACAGCCUUCGACACUCACGGUCUAGACUCAACAUCUACAAGGCUUUGGCCUCGCCAUCUCUCAUUGCGUUGUCCAGUGAAGAUCCCAUCCUCACUGCCUUCAGACUGGGCUGGGAACUCAAAGAACUCAGCAAGGUGGAGAAUGAGUUUCGUCAGGAGUAUGAGGAACUGUCUCAGCAGUGCAAGCGUUUCGCCAAGGACCUCCUGGAUCAGGCCAGGAGUUCUAGAGAACUUGAGACCAUCCUGAACCACAGAGACAACGACCAGAGUGAGGAACUAGACCCUAGACAGUGCCAUGAUCUGGCCAAGCUCAAACUCGCCAUCAAGUACCACCAAAAAGAGUUUGUGGCACAGCCAAACUGCCAGCAGCUGCUGGCCACACUGUGGUAUGAUGGCUUCCCGGGUUGGAGGAGACGACACUGGGCGGUUAAACUGGUCACCUGUUUUAUCAUCGGACUCUUGUUCCCGGUCUUCUCAUUGAUCUACCUGUUGGCUCCAAAGAGUGCUCUGGGAAGUUUCAUUAAGAAGCCUUUCAUCAAGUUCAUCUGUCACACGGCAUCCUACCUGACCUUUCUCUUCUUACUGCUGCUGGCCUCGCAGCACAUCGCCCGCACCAACCUGCACAUGCAGGGACCCCCACCCACCAUUGUGGAGUGGAUGAUUCUGCCGUGGGUGCUGGGCUUCAUCUGGGCAGAGAUUAAGGAGAUGUGGGACGGGGGAUUCACAGAGUACAUCCAUGACUGGUGGAAUCUGAUGGACUUUGCCAUGAACUCCCUCUAUCUGGCCACCAUAUCUCUGAAGAUAGUGGCCUAUGUGAAGUAUAACUCCUCUCGGCCUAGGGAGGAGUGGGAGAUGUGGCACCCAACGCUGAUAGCCGAGGCUCUGUUUGCCAUUGCCAACAUCUUCAGCUCUCUCAGACUCAUCUCCCUCUUCACCGCCAACUCCCACCUCGGGCCACUGCAGAUCUCCUUAGGAAGGAUGCUUCUGGACAUCCUCAAAUUUCUCUUCAUUUACUGUCUGGUCCUGUUAGCAUUUGCUAAUGGUUUGAACCAGCUGUAUUUCUACUAUGAAACAAAGGCAUCAGAGGAACCCAACAACUGCAAGGGCAUCCGCUGUGAGAGGCAGAACAACGCCUUCUCAACGUUAUUUGAGACUCUCCAGUCUCUCUUCUGGUCCAUAUUUGGGCUGUUAAAUCUGUACGUCACCAACGUGAAGGCUCGCCACGAGUUUACGGAGUUUGUCGGGGCAACCAUGUUCGGGACGUACAACGUUAUCUCACUGGUGGUUCUGCUCAACAUGCUGAUCGCCAUGAUGAACAACUCCUACCAACUCAUUGCUGACCAUGCUGACAUUGAGUGGAAGUUUGCACGCACCAAGCUGUGGAUGAGUUACUUUGACGAGGGCGGCACGCUGCCGCCUCCGUUCAACAUCAUUCCAAGCCCCAAGUCCUUCUGGUACCUGCUCAUGUGGCUCCACAACAAGCUGUGCAGGACAGGGCAGCCGCCCGGGGAGGAGACGCACAAAUGUGAAAACCUGCGGGAGUUCACGGAGCGUCAUGCCGACAGUCUGAGGCAGAAUCAGCACUACCAGGAAGUGAUCCGGAACCUGGUGAAGAGGUACGUGGCAGCAAUGAUACGCAGUGCCAAGACAGACGAGGGACUGACAGAGGAAAACUUUAAGGAGCUGAAGCAAGACAUCUCCAGUUUCCGCUACGAGGUCCUAGAUCUCCUUGGGAACCGGCGUCCUCCUCGGCGUAACUACUCCUCCUCCAGUGAGACAACGAAAGAUGAUGGUGCCAUGGCAUCUGAGGACGACAGCGAGUCAGGUGAAGGCACCGGAGGAGGCUUGGGAGUCCAGAGAUCAAAGAGCGUGACCUUCAUGACUCCAGCAGAAGACGACACAAAGCCGACACCAACGCUCGGCGUGUCUGCACUGGUGCGUUCCAUUUCUGGAAUGACCCAGGUAGAAAGGGGGGUAGGUGGGGAGGAGCUGGAGGAAGGUAUUGAAUGGGGGACAGAGGAGGAGGAAGAGGAGGGAAAACCAAAGAGCAAUGGGCUGAAGACGACCGUCAUCUCUCCAUCCUCCACCUCUGUUGUCCCGUCGUCAUCUUCAUCAUUCUCUUCAGCACUCUCAUCAUCACUCGCUCGUACAAGGAGCCGUCUGCAGCGCCUAUCAGGUCCGAGUGCAAAGACGGACUCUUUCAAACGCCUCUCCUACCUGUUCUCCCGCUCCAAACGCAAAGCCCCACCCAUGCCUGUCCCUGUUCAGUCCCCAGUCUCCUACACCAUCUCUGACGGGUUGCUCCGCCCCUUGGGGAGCCACAGCCACUCCGACUUCGGACUCAGCAACGUGACCAGAAGCGAGACUCACCUGAACGAGAUGGGCCGUUCUGUUGACAUCAGUAACCCGUCGUUCUCUCCUCGGAGAACGAAUGGGCGAGACUCGCUUUUGACACUGCCCCUCCCGCCCCCCUGCCCCUGCCAAUCCCUGCACUGUGCUUCCAACAUGUCUGAGUCCAGCUCGCGCCUCCUGGACUCCAGUGAGGACGUUUUCCAGGGUGGAGGCAUGGGAGGAUCGGGUGAUGGCAGCGUGGAUGGAGGACGGGGAGGAGGAGGGGUGAUGAUGAUGGGCGGUUGGGUGGGACCUUGCGAUGAUGUCAUCGAGGACAGCUGCGAGGUCAUAGAGGACUCCGUCACUACACAGCUAUAGGAGAAAGGGACUACCAAACUGUUUUUGUUUGUUUGCA
This is a messenger RNA of Pundamilia nyererei, 2974 nucleotides long. It is a transcript of the gene trpc5a, whose product is annotated as transient receptor potential cation channel, subfamily C, member 5a. The record is from RefSeq and is a predicted model, not a curated record. NCBI's taxonomy places the organism in Eukaryota, Metazoa, Chordata, Actinopteri, Cichliformes, Cichlidae. Gene Ontology annotation, cellular component: plasma membrane; cation channel complex. Gene Ontology annotation, molecular function: inositol 1,4,5 trisphosphate binding; store-operated calcium channel activity. The transcript has 15 exons. The coding region runs from base 1 to 2937 and encodes 978 amino acids. Gene Ontology annotation, biological process: regulation of cytosolic calcium ion concentration; calcium ion transmembrane transport.